UGUACGUAAUUAUUUAUUUCCCUUUCUCUAAUCAAAUUUUGCGUUGACCACCACAUCUUUUCAACAGCUUGUGGUAGCCUCGUUGGUGUUGUUGCGUUGUCAAGAAAUGAAAGACACCAACUCAUGAACGAGCACACACCGUAUAUGACUAUGAGAGAAAUGAUAUAAAUUAUUUAUUCAUAAUUUGCUAUCACACAUCAAAACCAUUUCAUUAGCCAACUAUACAUUUUCUUAAAUGUUGCUUUGAGAUUUUUUUUUUAGUUAAUAUUACCAUUUCAAAGUACGUCUUGUUUUCGAUGCACACUACUAAACAAACCUAAAAUAAAUAGAAAAUACCAUUGGUUUUUAAUUAGCUGAUUUUCUGUUUGUAAGUUAUGGAUAGAGAUGACUUUGUGAUGGGGAAUAAUAGCAAGAGAAAGACAAGCCGAAACAACUCUCACUGAUGAAUGAUGAUAAGUUAGAAUAUCUCUGUCUUAGCUAAAAUAAGACGAAAAGAAAAGGUCGAGAGUUUCAUAUUUUAAAUUUUCAGGGCUGAAGAGUAAGCUUAGUUAACAUCAAAAUCUUCUAAUGUCAAACCCCAUCACUUCUCUUUUGUGUAUGUAUAAUUUUUGUAUUCGUUCCUUGUUUACAUAUGUGCUAAUUAUCCUAUAUUAGUACUUACAGGAGGCAUAUAUAGUAAAAAAUCCGAUUGUUAUAGUUGAAUAAUUCGAUUCUGUAUAAAACGUUACAUAGUCGAACUAAAAACGGAGGGUAAAUAAUAAUAGAUUCUGUUUGUGUAAGACAUAUUCUCUCACACAUACCUUGACGUAUGUAUGUAGGAAUAAAAUACAUGUGCACGUAAACGUAACUAUCCUGCGAGUUUAUUAAUGAUAACGUGAAAGUUGCAGUUACCAUCGUCAUCUUGCACAGGAGAUUUUUCGCGAUCCUACCCUUGUUUUUUUUUUGUCAACGAUCCUCUACCCAUUUAAAACCAAAAAGACGGAAAAAAAAUUACAGUGGGCCGACAUGUCUAUAAGCCCAUGAUACAUAUAGUAGGCUUACUGAAGCUGCAUAGGCUGUAUGAACAAAGAAGGGAAAGAGAAGAGCAAGGAGUAUUAGAGGUCAACAUAAGCAUAAGGAUGGAAUGAAAUGCCAAUACUGAGAUCACAAAGAGGAUGAAGGAAGUAGACAACGACAAGACAAAUUAAAGGAAAGGAGUUUGGAGCUCGUGAAGAUAAAACAAGCUAGGAAGGAGAAGAUGAAGAAUCGAACCAGGGUUCAUGAACUGAGACGGAAAUGGUACAAGAGGUUAACUAUGUUUCAAAUUGAGUUGAUGCUAAGCUAUCAUUAAAACAAAAUAUUAAAUCCUAGAAUCCAACUAGUUUCUUUCCAUUAUCAAGAAACAUGAUUUGGAGAAUACUUAGAAAAGGAAUGAUAUUGGGUGUAUUAAGACAUAUGCUAGCUGAUCAAGCAUGGGAAUCAAAAAAUUUAGUUUACAACAAAAAAGUUGAUACUAUGAUCAAUAAUGCACGAAGGUAUAUAUAUAUCACGCAGACUGUAAGGCGCCGGCUUGCAAUGCAUGCAUUUUGCAAAGAUGUAACAGCGCUACCCUAGUUUAAAAACCCAAUGAACCACAACUCAUGGUCAUCAACAGAGAUUACCUGGAUGUACUUUUCUGCAGGUUUGACUGUACUUGUCGAAGGUCUAACCUAUUUAAGUUGAUGUAACGGGACACUACUAAGUGGUUAAAUAAGAUACAAUGCACUAAUUAAGCAUAUAGUAUGCACAUGAAAUGUGGUAAUAGAAUUCAAAUGUGAAUAUAAGGAAGAAUAGUAUAUACCUUAACAAUAGAAUUCAUAAGUUUAAUUUUGUUGGUUUUAGAAUUUCGGUUUAGUUUUUAGUUUGGCUUUGGUUUAGGAUGAAGGACUUCAUCAUACACAUUGCUCAUAAUAAUAUAGAUGUCAUCAUCAUACACAGAUAAUAAGUUGCUUGUCUGCCUCGUCUAGCCUUAGUGGGAACCAAGUAAUUGCGCGUGGAAUUGACUCUUAACAUAAACAAAAGAUAUUCCAAGCAUAUAGGUUGUCACGAAAUAUGUCAUUUUGUUAAUUCGAUGUAAACUAGUCUAAAAUAAAUUGCUACAAAACUAACGAGUUAUUACUUGUUACAUUGCAAGAUGAAUAAAAUUUCUUCCAUGUUUCAAGCCGCCAAACGUCACGACACAUGGUAUAUAUAAGCUUAAGAAAAGCCAAGGUCACUAUAGAUCAAGCUGCAUUGACACGGUAAACCAGAAAGUGAAGUUAUUUACAACCUGUCAACAAUAGCUAAUUACCCAUUUUAAAUAUAACACAUGGUUAUCUACAACUCUUAUAUAUAUAUUAUAUGCUUCCGGUUAGUGCUCCUCCAUGUAGAUGGUUCCUCGAGAAAACUUCCCAAAUCAAGAGACUUGGUAAACACUACUUUUGAAAUUCCAAAUCAAUAAACAAAUACUUAUAAGAGGUGUGUAUCUAUGUACGUGCUUGCAUGAUUAAACUGUCCAGAUACUAAAUAAUAAUUCUAAAAUCAUUGAGUUUUGUAGGAUUAAAUAUAAUCUUGUUAACUAUAUAUAUACAAACCCUUUUCUUCAUUUCUCCACCACCAACGAAGACAAAGAGCUUUUCUCAGUUUCUCUAUCUCUACAGACAACGAAAGAAGUUUGAAACAGAGAUCGAUGGCAGCUCUUAAGACAAUGCAAGCUCUGAUCUUCCUUGGUCUAUUGGCCACGUCCUGUAUGGCUCAAGCUCCGGCUCCAGCACCCAUCAUGGUUCUCCCACCGGUAGAGUCUCCCUCUUCUCCUCCUGCUAUGACACCAACCGCUGAGCCACCUUCUCCGGUACCGGUUGCUUCACCACCGGUUAUGGUUCCCGAGCCAACUCCAGCUCCGGCGACUCCUCCCACCGUCUCACCACCGACUAAGUCUCCCAAAACUUCCCCUGUCGCUUCUCCCCCGAAACCAGAAGCUAUGGCUCCAGGCCCAUCAGGCCCAACGCCAUCGCCAGCUCCGGCUCCUGAAGGACCAAUCGCUGAUUCAGCAUUGACUAACAAAGCUUUCCUUGUGAGCACUAUCAUUGCCGGAGCCUUGUACGCUGUCGUUUUGGCUUAAGAGAGCCCUGAGUAUAUUACACCCUUCUCUAUUUAUCAUUUGGUUGUUCUUGUCAUAAUUUGUUUGAAGAUUUUUUCUCUGUUGCUCUAAUACAGUUUGUGUUUCUUCCUCUUUGUUGGUGUUAA
Molecule: messenger RNA, 3243 nt
Organism: Brassica rapa (field mustard)
Lineage: Eukaryota; Viridiplantae; Streptophyta; Magnoliopsida; Brassicales; Brassicaceae
Product: classical arabinogalactan protein 3
Source: RefSeq, a predicted model, not a curated record